Dendrobium catenatum is the source of this 2201-nucleotide messenger RNA. RefSeq names its product phosphoglucomutase, cytoplasmic. Gene Ontology annotation, biological process: carbohydrate metabolic process. The transcript has 18 exons. The record is from RefSeq and is a predicted model, not a curated record. Gene Ontology annotation, molecular function: phosphoglucomutase activity; magnesium ion binding. Gene Ontology annotation, cellular component: cytosol. Lineage: Eukaryota; Viridiplantae; Streptophyta; Magnoliopsida; Asparagales; Orchidaceae. The coding region runs from base 174 to 1925 and encodes 583 amino acids.
CCAAACAGCCGUGAAGAGAGCAAUCAACCCACCUACAAAUCUCGUCCCCAAGGUUUUCGUGUUCGAGAACUCGCGGUGCACUCCACCUAUGCAUUUUAUCUGAUUCUAAUUUCGUCUUCUCCUACCUAGCAUAUCCAUUUGCACGAUCCGAAGGAGCUCGAAAGGAAGAAAAAAUGGUGGUCUUUGAAGUGACCCGUAAGGAAACGACUCCCUUCGAUGGCCAGAAGCCAGGAACCUCCGGCUUGAGGAAAAAGGUUGUAGUGUUUCAGCAACCUAAUUACCUUCAUAAUUUUGUUCAAUCAACAUUCGAUGCACUUACUUCUGAGAAAGUAAAAGGUGCGACGCUUGUUGUUUCUGGGGAUGGCCGAUACUUCUCAAAAGAUGCUAUUCAGAUCAUCAUAAAAAUGGCAGCUGCAAAUGGAGUCAGAAGUAUAUGGGUUGGUCUAAAUGGUCUGCUCUCCACACCCGCUGUGUCUUGUGUCAUUCGUGAGAGAGUUGGUGCAGAUGGAUCCAAGGCUACAGGUGCUUUUAUUUUGACUGCUAGUCACAAUCCAGGUGGACCACAUGAGGAUUUUGGAAUCAAAUACAAUAUGGAAAAUGGCGGACCUGCUCCAGAGGCUAUUACUGAUAAAAUUUAUGCCAACACGAAGACAAUCAAGGAGUACCUCAUUGCAGAGAACCUUCCAGAUGUAGAUAUUUCUACCAUCGGGGUGACCAAAUUUACUGGACCUGAAGGAGGUUAUGAUGUGGAGGUAUUCGACUCUGCCAGUGAUUAUGUGGAAUUGAUGAAGUCAAUUUUUGAUUUUGAGUCCAUCCAAAAGCUUCUUGCAUCGCCAAACUUCACAUUUUGCUAUGACGCUCUUCAUGGUGUUGCUGGAGCUUAUGCAAAACGCAUUUUUGUUGAAGAGCUUGGUGCAAAAGAAAGUUCCCUGUUAAAUUGCACACCUAAGGAAGACUUUGGCGGAGGUCAUCCGGACCCGAACCUGACUUAUGCAAAGGAACUAGUUUUGCGAAUGGGGUUGGGCAAAUCUAACCCACAAGAUGAACCCCCCGAGUUUGGUGCAGCUGCUGAUGGUGAUGCAGAUCGCAACAUGAUUUUGGGUAAAAGGUUCUUUGUGACCCCAUCAGAUUCUGUUGCCAUCAUUGCUGCUAAUGCUGUUCAAUCCAUUCCUUACUUUUCUUCUGGAUUGAAGGGUGUUGCCAGGAGCAUGCCAACCUCUGCAGCUCUUGAUGUUGUGGCACAGAAUCUAAGUCUGAAAUUCUUUGAGGUACCUACUGGAUGGAAAUUCUUUGGCAACUUAAUGGAUGCUGGCCUUUGUUCAAUAUGUGGUGAAGAAAGCUUCGGGACAGGUUCAGAUCAUAUACGUGAAAAGGAUGGGAUCUGGGCAGUCUUAGCUUGGCUUUCAAUUCUUGCCUACAAGAACAAGGACAACCUUAAUGGGGGUAAGCUCGUUACAGUGGAAGACAUAGUUCAUCAGCACUGGGCUACCUAUGGUCGCCACUUUUAUACUCGAUAUGAUUAUGAGAAUGUGGACGCAGCUGGAGCGAAGGAACUGAUGUCAUAUUUGGUGAAUAUUCAAUCAUCCCUUCAAGAAGUUAACAAGAUAAUCAAGGCAAUAAGAUUAGAUGUCUCAGAUGUUGUGGAUGCUGAUGAAUUUGAGUACAAGGAUCCGGUGGAUGGUUCGGUCUCCAAGCACCAGGGAAUCCGUUUCUUGUUUGCAGAUGGUUCCCGGCUGGUAUUCCGCCUAUCUGGAACUGGCUCAGAAGGUGCCACAAUUAGGCUCUACAUUGAGCAGUAUGUGAAGGAUUCUUCAAAGACUUCGAGGGACUCACAGGAAGCUCUAGCUCCUCUGGUGGAAGUGGCACUGAAACUUUCCAAGAUGAAAGAGUUCACAGGACGCUCUGCACCUACUGUCAUCACCUGAGUAUAUGACAAUCGGCUAAUAGCAUGGAAGUUUUCUACCACUUGUUCAGUUUAUUCAAAAUAAAUCAUCUCUUCCUGUUUUUCUACCUAUUUUUAGCACAAACAGACGAGUUAAUCGAAUUUGCCAUGCAAUUUUGAAGUUUUGUAUUCCUUUUGCCUGGGAAUAUAUUUGAUUUCAUUAUUUCUCCACAUAUAUGAUGGUCGUUUGUGCAACCUUAUAUACUUUCAUCAAUAUAUCUUUUGAUGAAUAAAAUCAAUAGAUAAGAAAUAAACUCUC